UCUAACGUGCUGUCAACUCCUACGAACCCCCAAGCGUUACUACAAACCCUAAUAAUAUGUUAUAUAACAUUAAGUUGUACAAUCCAAUGCAUAUAGCCCCGCUUUAAUACAAGUCUUGCAUGAUCAAUCAACUGCAAAAAGACCAAAGAAGUUUAUCAAAGAAAAUGGCAACCACCACCACCACCACUAGUCGCAGAGUUCGGCCUCCGUCGCCGAAUAUUAACCGGAGCAGGAGUACAACCUCCUCGAUCUCUCUUCCGGUGUCUUUAAAUGCCUCAUUCUCGUCUUCUGGUUCAUCCUCUUCUUCCACUUCUCCCUCCAAUACAAGCAAACGUGUGAUGAUAAGCAGAUCACAAUCCAUAACGAGAUCUUCCAGACCCAACCCGGAAUCAAAAGAGAUGAUCCCGGCAAGGAACAGCGAGUCAAGAACUCACGAGGUGAACAACGGUAGAACCAGAGAGGCGUUUGCUCGCUACUUGGAGCAACGUGAGCGUGGUAGUCCUCGUAGUAACGCUUCAGGGAAAGGUGUAAAACCGGGAGCUAGCUCACCAUCGGCAUGGGCAUUGUCCCCAGGGAGAUCAGUUUCGACGAUGAAAACUUCUUUGUCCAGUUCAAUUCCGGCGACUUCAAUGUGCCACACGCCGCCUGAGUCACCGGUAAGCGCGGCCAAGAUGAGAACCAGUGGCCGUGGAGCCGUGGCAGGAGUUUUGAAAUACUUUAAGGCUCAGAAGAAAGUAUCUCCGGUUCAAGAGGAGGAGUAUCACCGGUUUAGGCUUCUCCACAAUAGAUUAAUUCAGUUAAGGUUUAUUAAUGCAAGAACAGAAGCUACUAUGGCUAACCUUAAGGUCAAUGUUGAGGAUCAAUUGUUUUGGGUUUGGCUUAGGAUAAACAAAAUUAGGAACUACGUAGUUGAAAAUUUAAUUGAAGUUCAAAAGCUACGUCAAGAAAUCAAACUACGUCAAGUUCUGAGCCUUCAAAUGCCUUUACUCAAUGAAUGGUCCAAGCUGGAUGCAAAAAACUUGGAAGCGUUGAGCAAGCUAACUCGAAAACUGCAUGCUUUGUCUGUUCGUUUACCCCUCCUACAUGGUGCAACGGUAGAUGUGGUGGCCAUACAUGAAGAAAUGGUCACAGCUAUAGAAGUCAUGGAUGAGAUAGAAGACAUUGUCAUCAAGUUUCUCCCACGACAGGUUGAAAUAAUCCUAUAUGAGAUGACAGAAUUGCUCAGCAUGUUCAAACAAGAAUUGUCAUAUUUUGAAGAGUUGGAGAAGAGCCUUUUCCUUAUUCCCGUCUUUGCGGCGAAGGAGAGUAGCUUAAAGGUCCAUAUUCUCCAGAAGAUUGAAGAAGAUAGAAAAUCUUUGCAACAUUGAUAAUAGCGUUUCUCUAGUGACUCAAAAAUUGAGAUGUGUAAUUAAAUGUUAAUUACAUUAUACAUUGUGCAAACUGGUGACUCUAGUCUGUAUAAUGAGGUAAUUUAAUAGAAAUACCACUUUUUAUAAAGAUCUAGACGAUAUUUGAUCUAAAGAUCUAGAAGAUGUUUGGUCGUUGGAGAAGAAGGGCAUGUGUAUGUAGGUUUCAGAGUGGCAAUUGUGUCUUUAUAACUCUGCCUCAGACAUGCAAACACAUAAGUGAGGGUUGUUCUAGAAAUAGCCGGUCUUGUUUGUUGAAGCAAUCAUUUUAUACUACAAAGAAAGAUGUAACAAAAGAUCAUCGUGCAAAACAAUUUUAGAAACAAAAAAAAUGGUAUGAACAAACGACCAGUUAACAUACAACAGACAACAUACUAUAUUAACUUUGACUAAUAAGAUUAUUACAUUAAUUAGUUACAAUGACACAAAUAUUCUCCUGCUACAGAAAACAAAUAUAUCAAAUCAAUUUGACUAGAGAGUAGAUCAUAUUCGAACAUCUGAUUAACACCUGACUAGGCUGUCUUUGUUUAUAUUGACCACCUCAUAGAUUUAUUGUGCUAGUAUUGAACAAAAAAGAAAUAUUUAUGAGAAGUAUUGAGAACCAAAGACUUGGUUAAAGGUUAAAACAGCAUGUCGUGUAUUAGAACCCAAUGUAAUGGGUUAGAAGAAUCACAAUGCAAUAUUUAAAAAUCCAAAGAAAUGUGGUUUCCUUGUUAUGUGACUUAGCCUUGUAACAUUGGUUGCCACUAAGAGAAGCCUUCAUCUAAUCUUUUUUUUUUUUUCCAAAUCCUUCUUAAUUCUAAUCCUCAUUAUGAGGUUAAAUUUUUAAACUUUUGGUGACAAAUCACAAGCAUCUUUUUUCUCCUUUAUAAUUGCUUCUAAGUAAAUUUCUAUGAGCUAUUGCUGUUUUAUAUCCUUUUUAUUAAGCUCUUUGAGCAUGAAUAAGCUUGCGUUUGAUUCUACUACACCGAGGACCACUAUGCCAUUAUAUGUCCAUUAUAAAACUAACCAAGACUAACCAAGACUUUUAUUUAUUGAAAACAAAUAGUAACGAAUGUCGAUAUAUAUAUAUUAUUAUUUUUGUUAGGAAAGGUCGGCAGCAAAAACUCUCUUUUGUAUAAAAAAUAUCUCCAACUCAAACCUAUUUUUUUCUCUACAAUUCUCAAUAAAAUAGAAUCUUUAUUAUUGGAUAAAUUUUGUUCCAAUAGUUUACUCUAUUAUACUGGUCUAGUGGAGAAGGUGUAUAUGUGCCGUUUCAGUAAUUAAGAUGUCUCAUAGGAAGGGGCUAAUUAAGAUGUCUCAUAGGAAGGGGCUUAUUGUAUUUGUUCCAACAGUUGUUUCAUUACACAUGUGAAGGUUACAAAUAUUUGUUGCAAUAAACAAACGACCAGUUAAUAUAAACUUGACAUUUAGAAAACGUUGGCAAAUGAUUACAUACUUAUAUAACAAUUUUUUAUUUAUUUAUUAUGGUACCACUGUGACCGCAGCACAUAAAGUGCCACACAACAUAGUUUCUUAUCUUUCUACAUAAAUUUAUGCAUAAAAGGGACGCAAAAAGACGUGAGGAAGGUAUAGGUUCAUGGGUGCAACUAACAAGAGCAAGCAAAUAAAAUAACAAUAAUUUAAUAUUUUAGAAUGGAGAUGAUGAACUAAUUUAUUAAUUAAUAUAGAAUAAAUAGGAAUUAAGAGAAAAACAUGAUUAAAAUAAUGCUAAAGAAAACUUCAUUCUUUUAAAUUUUAACCUACACUCCCCUCUGUCACUAUGAUAAUAAAAUUUCUGGCGAGAACAAAAGAGUAUAUACCAGGAGUGAUCCAUGGCAUUUGACUUAUUAUUUCCAACCAUUGUUUUUGACAUAAGAAAGAUUCGGUCAUUAUAAGAAGCCAUUGAUUGUAUCCGAGAUUGCCAGCACGAACUUGGUUCUUCUUCUUCUCCUUCUUUUCUUGUUCAGUGCCUCAUUAACAAGCAUAACUUUUCUCUUCUAUCCAUUUCUCUCUUGGGUUUUGGGUAAAGUCUCAAACCCUUUAUUCACCAGGUAGGUUCAGUAUUUGGGUUAAGAUUGACUUGCUUUAUGUUUCAUAGUCUCUGCAGUUGCAAUGUUCUAAGAGUUUGCAUUUUUCUUGGAAAGUUUGAGAUAUUUCGCUUCUAUGGUUGUUUGAUGUUGCUUUCUGAUCCGUUCCAAUUUAGACUCUGAGACAAUUUGACUAUUAAACCCAAGAUCUUGUCUAUUUGUUCGUGUUUUAUGAACAGUAUACCCUUUUUACGUCAUUGUGUGUCGCAAUGUCUGAAAUGCUUAGAGUGUGCAGGGUAAAAAGCAACAACAAGAUAAACAUUGAGUAGCUCAAUGGAAUAUCUCGCCCUUCCUCCUCCUUCUCCUUCUCCUUCUUCGUUUCGUACCGUCUUCGUGGCUCUUAGUGGGAGCAGGAAAAGCAAAUAUGUCGUUACAUGGGCGCUCGAAAAAUUUGGUCCAGAAGGAAAUGUUGGCUUCAAGCUACUUCACAUCCAUCCAAGGAUUACUUGUGUACCUACACCUAGUAAAGCUCCAACUUAGACUCCUACUUGUGUUUCUUUCUUGCAAACUUCUUGUGUAGACUUUAUUGUAACUGUUGUCAAUUUCUUAAGUGGGAAAUACAAUCCCUAUUUCCGAGGUACGAGAGGAUGUGGUAACUGCAUACAGACAGGAAAUACUGUGCCAGUCUGAACUGGUGCUUACACCUUUCAAGAAAAUGUUCGAGAAGAGAAAGGUAUUGUCUUUGGUAUAUGUUAGAAGUCCACAUUUGUAGUUAGAGGAUUAAUGAACGAAGACCAAUCUAUUUAUCGCCAAUUAUUUCUAAGUUGGAAGCUAAUGAUAAGCCUGAACUUAAAUUCUGAUACCAUUACAAGAUAUCUUAUGUUUUGCUUUGCCUACUAAAAUCAAAACCUAUUUUUUUAUGAAUUACCUUGAACUAAAGGUUGCAGUAGAAGUUCUUGUGAUCGAGUCAAAUAAUGUGGCAGCCGCUAUAGCUGAAGAAGUUAUUCGGAAUUCAACAGAAAGACUUGUCAUUGGAAGCUCAUCCCGAAGAUUUUUCUCAAGGUAAACACUACAGAUCAGUGACCUGCUAGCUUUGAACCUAUUGUUUUUUCUACUAAUGAAUCUGCUUUGAAAAUUCCAGGAGAGUUGAUCUGUGCUCAGCCAUAUCAGCAUUGAUGCCAAACUUUUGUACAGUCUUUGUUGUUUCAAAAGGAAAAUUGUCAAGCGUCCGGCCAGGAUACUUAGACGCAAAUGCAAGUAUAAGAGAUGAUACCUCUAGCAGUUCUUCCCGUCCCAUCUCAGGUCAUUGACUCAUCAUCAAUGUAUUUGUGUGAUAAUGCUCUACCAAAAAAUGGUGUGUAGGUCUAAUUGUUCUACCCUCAUUUCUCUUCUAGAAUCAACAGAUGGAACUUCAAGUGCAGGUGACUCUUCCUCUAGUUCUAUAUCCCUUCCGGUAAGGAGAUUGCAACAUUUAACGACUGCUGCAAGACAAGCUUCAGCUCAAAUGGAAACGAAUUCUGUUGGCUCGGAAGUAACCAUGUGCAUGUCUAUGGAUGUUUCACGUACCAAUAAAAGCAGCAUGGAUACUAAAUCACCUUCGACUCCAGGGUUGAGAGAUAAUGAGGAAAGAAAAAAGGCAAUGAGUUCUUCUUCUAGCAACCUUGAAUAUGGGAACGCCACUCACUCUCGUUCUUCUCAACAAGCUUCCAGCAUGUGUGAUAAUAUAAGUGAACCAUCUUAUACAAGUAACCAGGUAUAAAAUGGAGUUGUAAUUUUGAUUACGGCCUUGUGAAAUGGAAUAAUAAUAACAUGUUUUUUGUUCAGCUAAACCUAAGCUUUGAGGUUGAUAAGUUGAAAGCUGAGCUUAGACACAUUCAAGAAAUGUAUGCCGUUGCUCAAACCGAAAUCUUUGAUGCUUCUCGAAAGGUAAGGCUCACAUAGUCUCACAUAUCUUUUCAUUUGAUGAAACCUAUUAACUUGUGCUCAUUUUUAAAAUUUGUUUCAGCUUGGUGAGAUUAACCAACGC
Messenger RNA from Brassica napus (rape), 5441 nucleotides. RefSeq names its product QWRF motif-containing protein 7-like. The record is from RefSeq and is a predicted model, not a curated record. The transcript has 5 exons. Gene Ontology annotation, molecular function: microtubule binding. Lineage: Eukaryota; Viridiplantae; Streptophyta; Magnoliopsida; Brassicales; Brassicaceae. The coding region runs from base 120 to 1367 and encodes 415 amino acids. Gene Ontology annotation, biological process: centrosome cycle; spindle assembly. Gene Ontology annotation, cellular component: centrosome; nuclear microtubule; cytoplasm.